Molecule: messenger RNA, 2289 nt
Organism: Oncorhynchus kisutch (coho salmon)
Lineage: Eukaryota; Metazoa; Chordata; Actinopteri; Salmoniformes; Salmonidae
Product: heparan sulfate glucosamine 3-O-sulfotransferase 1
Exons: 2
Coding region: 602-1507 (301 amino acids)
Molecular function (GO): [heparan sulfate]-glucosamine 3-sulfotransferase activity
Source: RefSeq, a predicted model, not a curated record
GAUAGCAACUUUGAAUUGGUAGGCUACAACAGCGAUUCACCUGGUCACCUGACAAGACUCCUCCUUCCACAGUGCUACUCAAGGCAGCGCUAGGCACAAAUCUUAGCACGUUCCGAUAGAGUGGUGUGUUUGUGGCUGCUAAGCAGAGGGGAUGGAGUCAAACCAAGCUCUUUGAAAAAUAAAAUCAGGGCUCUGUUUGCACCAUGUCUGGCUUCAAAUCAAUUAGUGAUGAGAGUGGCUGAUGCUCCGGGUGUGCGCUUCAGUGAGAGCGAAGGGUGACAGACAGUUAUAUCUUCUAGAUUCGACUGCUGGGCUUAAAAGUGCGAUCCUUUGGUUCAUCUGCGACUGAACUCAAGCCAGACCGAUGACUCCCGGAGAUUCCAAAACUAUCACCGACCUCAUGCAAGAUGUGCUUCGGACUGGCUGUGGUUUCUCCUCCUCAUCCUCCUUCUGAUGUUCAAUGGCAGACGAAAACCGCUCCCUUCUCCUUUCCUGUCAUCUUUUGAUCUCCGAGAGAUGGCUCUGAUCCACAGCUAAACAACAGGACAUCCCUCUCUGAUCUCCUCCCUCUCUGACCAUCUUCUCAUCACUGUCCCUCACCAUGGCCUGCUUGCUGGUAGCAGUGUUCCUCCUGGUUCUCCAGGCAUAUGCUGCCCCACCAGAUUUUGUUCAGAGUUUGGAUGUGGGCCCUGGACUCACAGCUAAUGACACUCUGUCUCCACCCCUGGGGACUAGUAAAUGUGCCCCCCACAGCAUCAUCAUUGGGGUGCGUAAAGGCGGCACACGAGCCCUGCUGGAAAUGCUAGACAUCCACCCUGAGGUCGCUGCCGCUGCCACAGAGGUGCACUUUUUCGACUGGGACGAGAACUACGCUAAGGGAUUUGACUGGUACCGUGAGCUGAUGCCAUAUUCCUACCCACACCAGAUCACAGUGGAGAAGACACCAGGCUACUUCACCUCUGCCUUGGCGCCAAAACGCAUCCGUGCCAUGAACUCCUCCAUCAAGCUGCUGCUGAUCUUGCGGGACCCAACUGAACGUGUCAUCUCAGACUACACCCAGGUCUACUUCAACCGCCUGGAGAACCACAAGCCAGUGCAGGCCAUUGAGAACCUGCUGGUGCGCAGCGGAGCCCUCAAUACCCGCUAUAAGGCCAUCCAGCGGAGCCUCUACGACAUGCACAUGAGCAACUGGUUGCGCUAUUUCCCCCUAGAGCAGAUCCACAUCGUGGAUGGGGAUACUUUGAUCCGGGACCCGUUGCCUGAGCUACAGAAGGUGGAGCGUUUUCUCAACCUGCCCCCCAGGAUAAUGUCCUCCAACUUCUACUUCAACCAGACCAAGGGGUUCUACUGCAUCCGGAGUGAAGGGCGAGAGCGCUGCCUGCACGAGUCCAAAGGGCGUCCCCACCCUGCCGUCAACGGUACCGUGCUGCAGCAGCUACGCUCCUACCUCCGGGAGCACAACCAUAACUUCUACCGGCUGGUGAAGCGCUCCUUUGACUGGCAGUAAGGCAGUUCACCCCUCUACCUAUGAGGACUAGUUCCCCCUGGCCCACAUAUGACUGUUCAAGGACUGACUGACCAGUGUUAUAGGGGGAGAAGCACUUUACGAACUCUAACACCCCUGUCAAUCGCCUUUUACUCUGCUCUGGUGUCAGCAGAGCAGUUCCACAUUUACGAAGCAAGAAGUUACAAACUAACAUGGAAAAAUCCCCAAGAUUGAAGUCAUUCUCUGUACUGUACCUGCCAAAAGUGAAGCGAUGCGGAUUGUGGAAAAACUCAUUUGUGAACCUGAUUUUAACUUUUGUUUGAUAUUACUGUACUUGAUAAUAAAUAGUUUUGCUUUAAAAAUGUAACGCUGGAAUGGGAUCUUUUUCUCCCUUGGUUCUUUGUGCUGCUCUCCAGCUCCUAACCUGAGUUAUUUAGAGAGCAUGCUAAGGUAGACUGAGGCAUUAGGCUAAGAGUUUGAUUCGCUGCGGUGGAAGAAGGACAUUAAUGCAGGGAAAUGGUUUCCCUCGAGCGCCGCUUUAGUAGUACAGAAAUCACUAAUGGAUUUGGACGUUGAAGGUAGUGCCUGCAGCAAAAGGGGCCGAAUCACAAGAGUCAGCAAGCUGAAGUCAAAGAGCUCUUCCUGUAUUUUACCACUGUUCAGUGUUCAACGGUUUGAUUAGGCUGUAGAAGCAGCCAGUAAAUCAUAUGCUUAUUGUAGCAGUUCUCACAGGAGUUGUGCUGUAUGUAAGAUGUCGUUUCACAAGUGUGAUUAUUCAACAUAAACAGCAGAGAAACACAUUA